AGGUUGUGAAGAUUACUGGGAUCAAGGACAUGGGGAAGACCACAACUGUGCUUGUUCGUGGCUCGAAUCAGCUUGUGCUCGAUGAGGCGGAGCGGAGUCUGCAUGAUGCUUUGUGUGUUGUUAGGUGUUUGGUUGCCAAGAGGUUUCUCAUUGCCGGUGGUGGGGCCCCGGAGAUUGAGCUUUCCAGGCAGCUGGGUGCCUGGGCUAAGGUGUUGCAUGGGAUGGAGGGUUACUGUGUGAGGGCAUUUGCUGAGGCACUUGAAGUUAUUCCUUAUACUUUGGCGGAGAAUGCUGGUUUGAACCCCAUUGCCAUUGUUACUGAGCUGAGGAAUCGUCAUGCGCAGGGUGAGAUAAAUGCUGGAAUCAAUGUGAGGAAGGGUCAGAUUACGAACAUCUUGGAGGAGAAUGUGGUGCAGCCACUGCUGGUGAGCACGAGUGCGAUCACCUUGGCAACUGAGUGUGUGCGGAUGAUUUUGAAGAUUGAUGAUAUUGUAACUGUGAGGUAGAGUUGAUUGAACAGUAGUGAGACAUUUGGAGAGAUACAAUCAUCUAUUAUCUUUUUUCUUUCGUGCUUUUGUUUUACGUUGGUAGUUUAUGUUCAUUCUGGCGACAUUGGUUAUAAGUUAUUUUGACUUGGCUGCUACUGUUGUUUACAAUUUUGAAUGUCCUUGUGGAUUGUGAUGCUUGCUCAAAUCAUCAGAAGGCUUCUUUAUGUGUGUUGGGAGUUUAUCAAUAGUGGAUAAUUUUUCUGAGCACCACUGCUAA
This is a messenger RNA of Cajanus cajan (pigeon pea), 765 nucleotides long. The record is from RefSeq and is a predicted model, not a curated record. NCBI's taxonomy places the organism in Eukaryota, Viridiplantae, Streptophyta, Magnoliopsida, Fabales, Fabaceae.